Molecule: messenger RNA, 1513 nt
Organism: Ylistrum balloti
Lineage: Eukaryota; Metazoa; Mollusca; Bivalvia; Pectinida; Pectinidae
Product: sorting nexin-16-like
Exons: 8
Coding region: 87-1175 (362 amino acids)
Biological process (GO): early endosome to late endosome transport; endosome to lysosome transport; protein targeting to lysosome
Cellular component (GO): extrinsic component of endosome membrane; early endosome; late endosome
Molecular function (GO): phosphatidylinositol binding
Source: RefSeq, a predicted model, not a curated record
ACGACGUUGUAAACAGAAAGGGUUACGAUUACCGUAACCUAGAGAAGUGUCUGGCCUUACAUUACAAUGUUAGAACUUGAAGGGUAAUGGGUGACCAGGCUACUAAGGUUGUUCACCCUGACGACAGGUUUGGAGAAAAGGUGGCAUCCUCAAAUGAUAAUAAGGGGUCAUGUGAUCAGGAUACAGUGGUGCCACCUAAUGGGCCCUCUGGAGAUGAUGAGGGCAUGCCAUGUGACAGUGGAUAUGCAGACAACUUGUCAGAGUCUAAAGUCUCCCUAACCAGUAACGGUACUGACAUUAGUAUUCCUGUAGAUUCUGACAUGGACAGUGUGUCUGUGUCGUUACAGCCCCGGCCCCAGGAUCAGAUCACAAGCACCCCUCUCAACAGUGUAUCCCUUGACCACACCCGGAUGGCUGCUCACCUGAAGAGAGCAUUCUCAAGGUCACGUAGUCAAAAUGGGGAGCCUGUCCCUUCUCACAGGGUGACAGGAACAUCUGAGGAAAUCACCGUCCCCAUUGUAGGCUUUGAGGUCAUGGAGGAAAGAUCAAAGUUCACAGUGUUCAAGAUCCAGGUGAGGGUAUCGGCGACUAACAGCUGGUUUGUGUUCCGACGAUUCUCCGACUUUGUCCAUCUAAAUCAGAAGCUGAAGAAGUUAUUCCCGGGGUUACGAUUAGCUCUUCCACCCAAGAGGUGGUUCAAAGAUAACUUUGACAGGAACUUCCUGGAAGAUAGGAUGCUGGGAUUACAAGCAUUUGCCGACAACAUAACUGGUCAUCCUGAUAUAAAAAAGAGUCAGCCUGUUCGACAAUUCUUCUGCCUAGACGAGCCUCCAGGACCUCAUGAUAGUUUGGAGGAGAGCAGGGCUCAUUGUGAGGAGCUGGAGGACACCGUGUACAGCUUAAAAAAAGAAAUGGCUGACAGGGAUUCUGAAAUCUCCAUUCUUACUGAUGAACUCAAACUCUACAAGAAACAAGUGGAGAUGUUGUCCAAAGCUCUUAGAGAAAAGAAUGCGAGUCAACAAAGUCUGGAUUCGGCUGGUUCUGGUGGGUCAGAAGUUGAUCAUUCAGAGGUCAGAGAUCAAACUUCUGUUGGCAGAAAAGCCUCCAGAAAUGGGUCUGUGUCAAGCUUUCAACUGACCAAGUCCACUACUGACUCUGUCACCAUGGAAACAUGACUGUGUCGGCAAACCUGUGAUCUCAGCAGUUACUAAUUGGCUACUGUCUUUCAUGGAGUCCCCAGCAGAGUUAUCUCUGUAAGCUGUAGCCCUGAAGGAUGUGUGUAUUGUGUGUCGGAAUGGGGGAGGUGUACCAGACUUAUUGGUCAGAAAUCAACUCCAAUAGGAAGAAAAUUUUUAGAUUUGAAAAAUUGACUCUUACAAAAUUAUUUAUAUUUGUAUGCAUGUAUGCAUAUUUUUUAUAACAAAGGGUAAAAUUUGAUUGAAAACAACUGAAAAUUAUGAGAUCAGACUUUUUGGAAAUUUGUCAGAUUUUUAUCUUAUUGGAGUUGGAUUAC